Molecule: messenger RNA, 1013 nt
Organism: Entelurus aequoreus (snake pipefish)
Lineage: Eukaryota; Metazoa; Chordata; Actinopteri; Syngnathiformes; Syngnathidae
Gene: pithd1
Product: PITH (C-terminal proteasome-interacting domain of thioredoxin-like) domain containing 1
Exons: 7
Coding region: 86-745 (219 amino acids)
Cellular component (GO): nucleus
Source: RefSeq, a predicted model, not a curated record
AAACAUUGAGUUUUAGUGUGAAAAGCCUAACCCGGAAGUAUAUGUCAACCAGCGUCUAAAGCCAGCUGGUGUAACACGCUGCCAAAUGAAAGUUGUCUAUGUCACCACCAUAAUGUCGGGACACGGACACGGCCAUCACGACCACGGCUGCAGCUGCGAGGGCUCCCAUGAGCCCGCCGAGAGAGGCGUCGAGUACGGCCUGUAUCAGCGGAUCGACCUGGACAAGAUGCAGUGUCUGAACGAGAGCAGGGACGGCGACGGCAGGCUGGUGUUCAAGCCGUGGGACCAGCGGAAAGACCGGGACAAGUACGUGGAGAGUGACGCCGAUGAAGAGCUGCUGUUCAAUAUUCCUUUCACAGGUAGCGUCAAGCUGAAAGGAGUCAUCAUCUCUGGGGAGGACGACGGCUCACACCCGGCAGAGAUACGACUGUACAAGAACAUCCCUCACAUGUCUUUUGACGACACUGGCAGAGAACCAGAACAAGCCUUCAGACUCAACCGAGACCCGGACGCUCAGCUGGAGUACCCAACAAAAAUUGCUCGUUUUUCCAACGUCCAGCACCUGUCCAUCCAUAUCUCCAAGAACUUCGGAGACGAGAACACCCGUAUCUACUACAUCGGCCUGAGAGGGGAAUUCUCGGAGGCUCACAGGCACGAAGUGACUAUCUGCAACUACGAGGCGGCGGCCAACCCUGCAGAUCACAAAGUGGAGAGCAUCAUCCCACAGACCAACUUCAUCUCUUGAAGUGUCACAGGGAAGAAAGGAGGAGGCGGCGGCGGCCAUCGACGGGCACAAGGAUGCUUUUGUCGCCGCCUGCGUCAGCGGGCUGCCGACACGUGACGACCGCCACGCUACAGGCGACGCCCUGAUCCUGACCGAGUGUCGCUUUUCUUUCCUUGGCAGUGAAGGCUUGAUGAACCGGGAUAUAAGACUUUGUAACCCGCCAGUAGUCACGGCUGAAAUAAAACACGGAGCGCUAACGCAUUUCUUUGCUGAUCCAGGGUCAGAUCUC